Ectocarpus sp. CCAP 1310/34 is the source of this 552-nucleotide messenger RNA. The record is from the annotation of a GenBank genome assembly. Lineage: Eukaryota; Phaeophyceae; Ectocarpales; Ectocarpaceae.
AUGUGCCAGUACGACCUGUCGGCGACGACCUUCUCACCAGAUGGGAAAAUCUUCCAGGUGGAGUACGCCACGAAAGCGGUAGAGAACUCGGGCACCGCCAUGGGAGUGCGCUGUAAGGACGGAGUGCUGCUCGCGGUGGAGAAGCUCCUAAUCUCCAAGAUGCUCGUGGCGGGAUCCAACAGGCGAGCCAGUGACGAAACCGAUUUUUUGGUCGUGGGUUUCGUACGAAACGGCCGAAUCCUCGGCGUUUGUCUUGACUCUUUCGCGGCUCUCCCGAGUGAAGCGCGCGCAACACAGGUAGCAGCUGGCCGUGUUGUCCACUCACGCGUGCAUGGAGUUUCAAAGCACGUGGGCAUGGCCGUCGCCGGCCUCAGCGCCGACGCCCGGCAGAUCGUAUAUCGCGGCCGCGACGAGGUGGCGGGCUACAUCGAGAACUACGGUUCCCAGAUGCCGCCGUCCAUGCUGGCCGACCGGCUGGCGCAGUAUGUGCACUACUUCACCCUCCACGGCUCCCUCCGACCGUUUGGGGCGUCGGUUCUUGUCGCGGGGUGA